Molecule: messenger RNA, 1170 nt
Organism: Dichotomopilus funicola
Lineage: Eukaryota; Fungi; Ascomycota; Sordariomycetes; Sordariales; Chaetomiaceae
Exons: 1
Coding region: 1-1170 (389 amino acids)
Source: RefSeq, a predicted model, not a curated record
AUGACAAUUACACUCCCGCCCCAAGCUACGCCCACGGCUGCGGCCCUCGUCGCCCGCGCAACCAACGGCUAUCCGCUCCUCAUCACCAGCUUCCCGUCCAUCCCACUCACCACCACCUUCACCCCGCCCGACGGCGACUGCGGCGGUAUUUACCUCCCCGAGACCCCGCGCAUCUACGUUGUCGACGACAAGCCCUCCUGCCUCCCACCACGCUUCUCAACCUCCGACGCGUCCUUCUACUACUCCCCCGGGAUCGCCUGCCCGUCCGGGUACUGGACCGCCUGUCACGACACCGCGGGGGUAUCUACCAUCACUACCGUCACCUGCUGCCCGACCAUCGGCAGCGACAUCUCACUAUCAUGUGUGCCGUCGCCGCAGAUUCUGAGCGAUAUGUGGGAGACGCUGUAUUGCACAUGGAUCGCACCGAGCGGGGAUGGCACCCAGAUUCCCGUGACCUUUUCCGACAAUGGGGGGCGCACGUCGACGGUGCUGCAGUCGGUUGCCUCGCCGGGCGGUGUGAAUGCGUAUGGUGUGCGCAUGGUACAUGAGGCGAGCGAUUUAUCCAAGUCAACAACAACAUCCGCGACGACAACAUCAGAGCCCACGACGUCCACAGGAGCAGGCGGCGCCGGCAGAACCACAAAUUCAGCAGCAACAGACACAGCCGCCGUCCCGGCCACCACGGACGGAGCCACGACAUCCGGUGGUGGUGGUCUCUCCACAGGCGCCAUCGCAGCAAUUGCGGCCGUCGUACCCCUCGUCGUGAUCGGUGCUGCGGUGCUCGGGUUUUUCGCCUGGAAACGCAAGCGAAAGAACCGCCAACUCCAACCAGAAGAACUGGACUCGCAAAGCCCCCCGCACGACCGUCACCACCACACAUCCUACCCAGCCUCCUACCCUCCCCCGUCCUCUGCUACCGGACUACACUCCGCCCUCCCACAAUCGGCUGCGCCCGCGUACGAUUACCCCGCAGGAGCUGGUGCGAAUGUGCACAGCAACGGACCGGGAGUCGAGCCUAAAUAUCCGGACUAUUAUUAUUAUGGAAGUGGGGGACCGCCGCCGACUGAAAUGGAUGGGGAGUCGAGGUUGGCGGAGAUGCCAAGUGGGAUGCCGGCAGCAGAAUUGCAGGGGCACGGCGUCGGAGGGGGAGGGUGGGUGACAAGGAGAUGA